Molecule: messenger RNA, 1242 nt
Organism: Parnassius apollo (apollo)
Lineage: Eukaryota; Metazoa; Arthropoda; Insecta; Lepidoptera; Papilionidae
Source: the annotation of a GenBank genome assembly
AUGGAAUCCCAAUCAUUAGGAGCAUUACAAUCCCCUUCUACUUUCUCUGAGAGUUCAAAAUCAGGAAGUAGCAAAUCGGGUACCGUUGCCAGCAAGGAAAUGGAUCAAGACUUCACUAAGGAUAAUGUGACGUCGCCAAUCGACUUGGAGUGCCAUAUUCAAGCGGAGCGCAUUACUAAAAUUCUAAACGAGGCAAUCUACAAGACGAAGCUAGCGAUCUGCUUGCCCAACCUGGUGAAGGAAUACCGGACUCUCAGCACUAUCAUUUCCGAUGAACACAUGGAUGACCUCGUUCUCAUUUUCGAGCAGUAUGACAGCCCUUUGUUGUCUACUAGUCUACUGAAUAUGGCUGCUAUGGAGGACCUAAAAGCAGGGGACAUUUCUUUGAAAAAUCGUUUGAACCCAGAGCUGGGCCUCUUGCUCUACAUUAUGGGCGGUUACCCUGCGUUGAAGCCGAUAAUCAACGAGAUGGUGGACGAGGGAAACCAAAUUUCUCCUGGACUAAAAUAUCUUAUUGCUUUUGAAAAUUUUCGCGACCUUAUGAUUAAGCAAAUGGAAACCACUGCCGCUGAGGAACUGGCCAUUAAAAUUAAAACUAAAAAGUUGGAAGCCUCAAAUAACAAACUAAUCCAAAAAAUUGAAGAAUACUCACAGACGUUGAAAGAGGAGACAGAGCGUUUCGAAGAGACGAUAAAAGUCAAAGCUAACAUUAUCGCUAACUUGGAAAGUGAGCUCGCAGCACAAAAUCACGAGGCUACCAUAAAGCUGCAGAAAAAGAUACUUGAUUCGGAGCGCCAGAUGGUGUUGGCUACUCGUGCACAUCUCGUUAAAUAUGAAAUGCUUAAGGAAGAAGAAAAUGAGAGUAAAGAAAGUUACGAACAGCUUUUGAAAGCGCAUUUAGCUGAUGAAAAGACUCAACGAGCGCGUAGACUUAAAGUGGAAACUCAGUUGCUAUCGUGGCUACAAAAGUACGAUGUGGAAAUGGGCGACAAGCAGAAAGAGCUCGAUGAGUUUACGGGGAAGUACGAAGAUGAGCUAAAGAAGUGUGAGGAGUUAGAGUUGGAAUUAGCAGAGCAGGACAAAGAAUAUAUACCAUUAAUGGAAGAACGAGAUGCAGAGUACGAUCGAGAAAUGGCAGAGAAGAUGAAUAAGUUCCUAUUAGAACAUGCUGCGAGAGUUAUACAAAACGCAUGGAGAGAGGUACUUGCAAAUCGAGCGGAAAAGAAAAAGGUAAGAGUGUAG